This is a messenger RNA of Styela clava, 1963 nucleotides long. NCBI's taxonomy places the organism in Eukaryota, Metazoa, Chordata, Ascidiacea, Stolidobranchia, Styelidae. The record is from RefSeq and is a predicted model, not a curated record.
CUUAAAAAAGUUUAAUUCUAUAAAACAGCUCUCCAUCAGCAUUGUACAUUAAUUUUGUGGAAGAAUUUAUGGUUACAUGACGAUUGCCAACCUAAAAAUCUAAGUUCACAAAAUCUUCAUAUCAUUCUAUUCAGGCUUCAUUUACUGUAUUGGAAGUAACAACGGUAAAUAUCUAUCAAAUACAAUAAAUCAAUCCGUCAGAUUCAACAUGGACGAAACUUCCUUCAAUGCCGACUGCAAGAAAUGGUGCAGCAGCAGUUUAACUUGAUGGGAAGAUUUAUGUCAUGGGCGGACACUGCGGCAUUGAUUACUCGAAUAUUGUGGAAUGCUUCGAUACAGUUGCAGAAACAUGGGCCACUGUUGCCAGAUUAAACAAUCCAAGGAGAUAUGUUAAAGCAUGUGUUAUUGAAGAAAAGAUAUUUGCUGUUGGAGGGCAUGUUUCCAAGAACACAAUAGAAGAAUAUGAUCCAGCUGUUAACUCCUGGAAAGUUGUUAAAACAAUGGAUGGGAAAGACAUUCAGAUAUUAGCUUCUAUCGCUUUGAAUGUUUCUUUAUAAACAAGGUCUAAAUAUCCCACGCCAAAGCUUUCCACCUGAAUCAUUUUAAACUGCGAUGAUUGACAAUCACUCUGAUGUUUGAAAACUUGACAUUAAUUUACCCAUCCAACAUGUUAGGCCACCUGAUGAUAUAAAACAACGAAGAGCAUCUUACUCUCCCCCGUGGUGAAUACGAACAAUUUUAUUCCCCAGUUACCUCGUUUCGACAAGUAAUAUAAUGUAGAAUACCCGACAUCGUGAGCGAAAUUGGGCGGGUAUCAAGUCAUGCAUCAAUAAUCACGACUGUUUUGACUGGACGGGGAAUCCCCUAUAUUGAUACACCUGAUUCCUCUGUUGUCGUCUGGAACCUUAUAAUCGACUUGUAAAUCAAGAGCUGCAGUUGUCAGACUAAAGAUGCAUUAAAUCAAUUAUCUAACUAGUUUUUCGUAGUUUUCACCUAGUUGGUGUAGGUCAUUGAUUCCCAAACUGUGAGUCGCGACCCUCGCGUGAAGAUUUUCCGGGGUCGCCUAAUUUCUGUCAAACAUGCGCACACAAGUAACUAGGAUUUGAAAGUUAGAAAGUGAAAUUUUUUCUGGUCCGCAGGUUCCCUAAAGGUCCCCCAGUCCGCAAAAUUUGUUUCGAAAUUUCUCCGGUAUGCGAACUGAAAAAAGUUCGAGAACCACUGAUGUAGAUAGAAUACCCGACAUCGGUAGCUCUUUUUAUUGAACGCACGAAUAAUCACGACCGUUUUUACUAGACGGGGAAUCCCCUAUCUCGAUACAUCAGAUUCUUCUUUUGUCUGGAACCACGUAAUCGACUUGUAAAUCAAGAGCUGCAGUUGUCAGACUAAAUAUACAUUACAUUAAGUCAUCCAAAUGAUGAUUUGACUGGGAUAGCAUUUCAUACUUACUGGUACCUAAAGCUAUUGUAAAGUAAAAGCUUUUACGCAAUAUUUUAUAUAAGUUAUGGUAUCUGUUUGCUGUGUGUUAAUAAGUGAUGUAUUGAAUGUUUGUUGUGGUACCGGUAUUGUUUGGUUAUGUAUAGUUUACCUCUUUCGUUGAGCCAACAAAAACAAAGGUGCGUCUUACCUAAUCCUCGCAAAUUAGUAGGGCAUGAAAAUGUACGAUGUGGAAAUUACAGUGAAACUGUCAUGUUAAUAUGGACAGGGACUAUUGAACCUUUUCUAUGUCCACCAUGAAAACAAAUUUUAGUUGUUCCACCGGCGCUUCCAAAGUAUGUGAACAAAGAUAACAGACACCGCAACGUAGCCGGUUAGAGUUAGGCCAUAAUUUUAUUCCAAUUUUCCAUAUACUAGUUCUAUUGUGAGUACUCGGGACUAGCCAAAUGACUGCCAUAGUAUUUGUACCUGUAAAUUUGGCUUAACCUAGGGUCACCAUAUUUGAAAAAGCAAAAUUCUGGACAGUGCA